Trichomonas vaginalis G3 is the source of this 2076-nucleotide messenger RNA. RefSeq names its product spectrin binding. The record is from RefSeq and is a predicted model, not a curated record. NCBI's taxonomy places the organism in Eukaryota, Parabasalia, Trichomonadida, Trichomonadidae. Bases 1 to 2076 code for a protein of 691 amino acids. Gene Ontology annotation, molecular function: protein binding. The transcript has a single exon.
AUGCCGGGACCAUUGUAUGAUGAAUUUUUGAAAGAUUCGGGUGAUACCAUUGAUGGGCUUACUGCAAUAUACAAAUUAAAUACGUACAAUGAAAGCAGAAUUACAGAAAUUUUUAAUAUGAUCACAAAAAAAUUGAUAGAUGAGAGCGAUUUCAAGCCAUUAAAAAUUAUUUCCAUGAUAUGCGACGUAAUGUUCUGGAGAUAUCGAUUCUUCAAGCCAUAUUUGUUACUAAUUAAAAAGAUAAUUCAGAGAUAUCAUAUCAAAAGACUUGAAAGAUGUUCUGUUGUGCUUUAUUAUUAUCUAUCUAAGGAAUACGAUUUAAAGUUAGAAUAUCGCUACUCUGAACUCUUUAACACAUUCAACAUAAAUGAUGAUUUCUAUGAUGAUAUUUCUGAAGAAUACACGAUUUUUUCAUCAAUCAUUUAUGAUCAUGUUGAAAUGUUUAUUUCUUUUACAGAGAGAGAAGGAUUCAAUAGAAAACUGAUUAAGUCAUUUUCACUCACUCCAGAAAGAUAUGAAUGCCUAUGGUUUUUUUCAAUGAAAUUUACCCUACUUGAAUUUUGCUGCUAUCAUGGCGCUGUCAAGUGUUUCAAAUUUUUAAGAACGGAAUACCAUGCGACAAUCACUCAGAAAUGUCUUCAGUAUUCGUUUCUAAGUGGUGCCCCUGAUAUAUUAAAUGAGUGUUUGAAAUACCAAAAGCCAGAUUCCAAAUGUAUGGAAUGCGCAAUUGUUUCACACAAUAUCGACUUUAUUACUUUUUUAAUGAAUGAAUUUCGUCUAAAGAUCAGUCUUGAUUGGUGUUAUAAAUACAAAAAUCUCACUGCAUUAUAUGUUUAUCUUGAAAAUAAUGCUGUUCAUAAUAGAAACGCAGAGGAGAUACUUCAUCAAAUUGCUUGGAAUCAAGAAAUCAAAUUUCUAAAUCUUUUAAUUAUGUUCAAAGUAAAUUUAAAUUUAGUUGAUCAUUUAGGUAUGACACCUCUUCAUUAUGCAGCCGAGAAUGAUUGCAUGAGUAUAAUAACAACUCUUUUUUCUCAUGGUGCAUUUGUUAAUAUCCCAAAUAAUAACGGGGAAAUGGCCCUUCAUUAUGCAGCGGAAAAUGAUUUAAAUGAUUGUGUAGAUUUCCUCACAACUUGCGGUGCAUAUAUUAACGUCAGCGAUAAUAAUGGAAAGACUCCUCUUUUUUAUGCCGCAGAAAAUCAUGCAGUUAAAUCAGCUGGAAUUUUAAUUAAGAAAGGAGCAGAAAUAAAUAUAUUAGAUAAGUCUGGUAAAUCCCCUUUACACUAUGCAGCUAUGUAUAGCAGAAAAGAACAGGAAAAACUUAAGAAUUCAUCUAAUAUUGAUAAUGAUAUAUCAUUUAUUAAUAAGGUCGCAAAUCUAAGAAAAUUACACGAACCAGCUGAAUCGGUUAAAAUCAAUUUGUACAAAACAAACAGCCUUCUUUUAAAUGGAUAUUAUAUCGAUACAAAUAUUUUCAAUGAGUCAGAAAGAAAAAGCAUCGAAUUAACAAAACUUCUUAUUUCAAAUGGAGCGGAUGUUAAUGCAAGAGAUAUUGAAAAUCGAAAGACUGCUCUUCAUUAUGCUGCAGAGAGAAACUGUAAAAAUCUUGUCGAGUUUCUCAUUUCAUGUGGUGCAGAAGUCAAUGCGAAGGACAAAAAUGGUCUGAGUGCAAUUCAUUAUGCUGCCAGCAAGAAGAACAAAGACCUUAUUGAUAUUCUUAUUUCACAUGGAGCAGAUGUUAACUCUAGAGAUAAUAAUCAAAUUACACCUCUUCACAUUUCUUCAUACUUCAAUCAGGGAGAAAUCACCGAAACUCUUAUUUCUCAUGGUGCUGAUGUCAAUAUUCGAGAUAUUGAUAAAGAAACACCUCUUCAUUAUGCAGCAAAGAAAGGUUUUGUACAAAUUGCCAAAAUUUUAUUGUAUAACGGUGCCCAUGUCAGACCAUUUAAUAAAACAAAUAGAACACCAUUAAUGAUUGCCGAGUUUUUUGACAUAAAAAUGAAAUCUCUUCUAUAUAUGUUUUAUUGCAUUAGAAUGCUCAAAUCUCCAUUUGUUAAGUUGCGCAAACUAUCAAUUUGA